AUGCCCAAGGACGGUGAUAAUGUCCCGGUCCGAGCCGAACCAAGCUCAUUAGACCUUUUGAACACAGUGUCAGUGAAAGUUCCAGCUUUUUGGUCAGAUUCCGCGGAAGCCUGGUUUGUUCAAGUGGAAGCCCAGUUUGCGCUCAAGGGAGUAACCACCAGCCUCACGAAGUUUUAUUAUUGCGUCUCGUCCUUCAAUCAAGAGACCGCCAACCAAGUUUUGGAUCUGAUAAAGUCUCCGCCGUCUUCUGAACCUUACAAAGCCUUGAAGAUACGGUUGCUGAGACUCUUUGCCCUAGAUGAUUUUCAACGUUAUGAAGCAAUCUCUAGCUUACCACUGUCUGGAGACAUGAAGCCCUCCAAGCUGAUGUCAAGUAUGUUAGCCCUGUUACCAGUUGGUCAUAAACCAUGUUUUUUUCUCCGGGGAGCUUUUCUCAAGAGGUUACCUGCAGACGUACGCGCUCAUCUACUCAGGGAUGAUUUCUCUGAUCCUAUCACUCUCGCCCUGAAAGCCGACGAAAUUUACCAGAGCAGAGUGGCCUCUAACCCUGUUUAUGCUGUUUCCAGUUCCCCAGAGGAUUCAGUCAACGAAUAA
Messenger RNA from Eurytemora carolleeae, 594 nucleotides. RefSeq lists its product as uncharacterized. The coding region runs from base 1 to 594 and encodes 197 amino acids. The record is from RefSeq and is a predicted model, not a curated record. The transcript has a single exon. Lineage: Eukaryota; Metazoa; Arthropoda; Copepoda; Calanoida; Temoridae.